This is a messenger RNA of Morone saxatilis (striped sea-bass), 1212 nucleotides long. RefSeq names its product lysosomal amino acid transporter 1 homolog. NCBI's taxonomy places the organism in Eukaryota, Metazoa, Chordata, Actinopteri, Moronidae. The coding region runs from base 18 to 1016 and encodes 332 amino acids. The record is from RefSeq and is a predicted model, not a curated record. The transcript is spliced from 7 exons.
GGGGAGGUCAGGAGCCCAUGGAGGUCAGAGCAGGGAGGAGGUCAGAGCCUGCAGCCGGCAGACAGAGCCAGCAUCUCGCCAUGGCCACUGCACGCUUCCCCGGGAAGAGUGUGGACGUGGCUGCCGCCAACUGGACGGCCCCGGCACUGGGCCGUCCAGUGUGUGUCAACGGGACACCGUGGAUCCUGUACCUGCUGGAGGAGUGUGUGGAUAAUGUGUGGGAAUACUGCAGCGUGGUGAUAGGACUCAUAUCCAUGUUCUGCUUUCUGCUGUCCACUUUACCGCAGGUCUACGAGGCCUAUCGGAACGGCAAAGUGGAGGAAGCCAUGUCGUUUGGCUUUCUUUUCUUCCUCUUCAGUGGAGACGUGACCAGCUUUGCAGGCUGCUACCUCACCAGCCAGCUGCCCAUUCAGGUAGUCACAGUGGUGUUCUACAUCUUCACAGACCUGAUUCUCAUCUCCCAGUUUCUCUACUAUAAGAUCAAGAACAGCUCCAGCAGAAAAAGCCCUGUGUUGAAGUGGCUGUGCUUCAUGUGGUGUGGUGCUGCUUCCUUAGCUCUGCUGGCCUUACCCAAACUCCUCAUAGACAAUAGUACAACUUUAGACACCCAGAGUCCAACUACCUCUAAAUCAGUGGAAAUCACUGGCUAUAUAUGUGGAUACCUGGCGUCUGUCUUCUACCUCUGCUCUCGUUUGCCCCAGCUUUAUAAAAAUUUCCAGCGGCAGUCUACAGAGGGCACCUCUUACCUGUUGUUUGCCCUGGCUAUGAUGGGCAAUGGGACAUAUGGGUUGAGCGUCAUCGUGGUCCUGCCUGCUCUGAGGGGCUCCAAACAGACCUUCAUCAUCAAACAUCUGGCCUGGCUCAUUGGCAGUCUGGGAGUCCUCAUACUUGACUUCUUUGUGACUGCCCAGUUCAUCCUGUACAGGAGGAACACCUCUACUAAAAGCAGCACGCUAAUCAGCAUCCCAGAAGUAGAGCCUCUUCUGUGUGAGGAAGUGGAACUGUCGGUGUUAUAGGACACACAGCGGACGACAACAUGGACCACUUACACAAGAAUGGACUGGUCAGUCUGUGGUUUGCUUUUGAUAAUUCAGUGGCUUCUCGGUGGUCAUUGAUUUACAUGUUUCAACUUAAGAGAACAAAGACAUUGCGGAAGUCUUGUAGAAAGGAUGAUAUGUUCGCAAUUCUAGGCGUCUUUAUAGUCAGAUUUCU